Orbicella faveolata is the source of this 281-nucleotide messenger RNA. RefSeq names its product WD repeat-containing protein 19-like. The record is from RefSeq and is a predicted model, not a curated record. NCBI's taxonomy places the organism in Eukaryota, Metazoa, Cnidaria, Anthozoa, Scleractinia, Merulinidae.
CAGAGGACAAAAGUCUCCUGGCGGGUUACGUCGCCAUGUUUCUUGAAGAGUACAACACUGCUCAGGAUCUGUUUCUUGGAUCAGCGUUCCCAUUAGCUGCACUCGAGAUGAGGCGAGAUCUCCUUCACUGGGACCAAGCCCUUGAACUGGCCAAGAAUUUAGCUCCCGAACAGAUUCCUUACAUUUCAAGAGAAUACGCACAGCAACUUGAGUUCACCGGAGAUUACAGUAAUGCCCUCCUUCACUAUGAGAAAGGAAUAACCAAGCUACCAGAGGUUUAA